GAUGACCUCGGGGACGAGAUGGCGGAGGCAACCAACAAGAACGAGGAGGACUUGGCAGCCCUGCGAGCGCGCUGGGACACAGUACGAUCGAUGGGAGCGUCCGCGGCGUACGCGCAGCUCCCGCAAGACCAGCGCAACACCUGCGAGGACACGACGAUUGCCGAGCUGGCCGCCUGCGCGAACUUUCUGCGCUACGGCGUGCAAGGCGGCUGCUCGGAGGAGGACCCCAGGGCAACGCUCGCCGCGGACCCGCGGUGGGCUCCGCUACUCAAGAAGGAGAAGCUGACAGACAGUUGCGACCACUUCCCCAAGAAGAAGCACCACUCGAAGAUGGUGCGCUUCCGCCUUCCCGGGUCCGCGGCCGCCGAGGGCGACGCGUCCGAGCACGACGACGCCUACGGCCAGCGCGAGACCGAGGAAGGCACCGCGACCAGCCCCAG
Messenger RNA from Prorocentrum cordatum, 440 nucleotides. Lineage: Eukaryota; Dinophyceae; Prorocentrales; Prorocentraceae. The record is from the annotation of a GenBank genome assembly.